AUGACGGUUCAACAAGGCCGAUUUCGGCCGCUUGCUCAAUGCCUGAUGGCGUUACUGCCCCCAUUCAAUUUUAUCACCCUCCACUAUGCCUAUUUUCUCGUGACGCCGUUGAUAUGCAGCGCGAUAUUCUGGGGGUCUGCAACUCCGUCUCGCAGUGUUGCAUACGUUGAUGCCCUGUUCAUGUGCGUCAGUGCCAUGACGGGGGCUGGUCUAAACACUGUGGACUUAUCUUCACUAAACUCCUUUCAACAAAGCAUUCUUUUCGUGCUCCUUUUCCUGGGACAUGCUAUUCCCAUAUCAUGCACUGUUCUUUUUGUCAGGAAGAGAGCCUUUGAGUUAAAGUUUCAAGGCAUUUCAAAGGAACGGGCACAGAAAAGCCUAUUUCGUCGAUCGUUCUCGACCGACCCAGCUAGACCGAACGAUGCAAUUGGCAAUGAGCAUCGCCAGCAAUUAGCGGCCUUGAAAUCUCACGACACCAAAGUCCCUGCAAUGACCGGCACCGUCUCUAUAGAAGCUUCCGCCAACCCGGAAAACGACGACCGUAUUCGCUGGAUGGAUGACGAUCAGAUUACCCUCGGCCAAUUGCGACCACGCUCGCACCACCAUCCUCAUCGGAUGUUUCCAAUGGUGGGCAUUGGAGCUCGACCAGACUUGAAUAAUCACCCCAGAGAUGUUCCCCCAAGCCUGCCUUUGGCCAAUGAUGAAGAGGACGAGGUCUCCCGUUUCAAGGGUAUGCUGCAAGGGACGCAGAAAUACUUUGUGUCCAAAGGCCUUAUCUCCCGGAACUCUCAGUUCCACGGCCUGUCACCCGAAGAACGGGAGAAGCUCGGCGGUGUGGAAUAUCGAGCUGUUUCUUUCUUGUCGGUCAUCGUUUUUCUCUACUGGUUGUUGUUUAUGCUUUUGGGCAUUAUCGGAAUGGGGGGUUGGCUAGAAGCAAACCAUCCGAAUAUCGCCCGCGAGAAUGGCUUGUCUCCAUUCUGGACCGGGGCGUUUUUCGCCGUAUCGGCAUUUGUGAACAGUGGCAUGUCUCUUUUGGAUGCCAACAUGACCGCUCUGCAAACAAGCGCCUAUCCGCUGAUCACCAUGGGGAUGUUGAUCCUGGCCGGCAAUACACUUUAUCCCUGUUUCCUGAGAUUCAUCAUCUGGACCAUGAGGCGGCUGAUUCCCAACCGCCCAGAUUGGGAAACAUGGAAAGUUACCCUGGAUUUCAUUUUGGAUCACCCUCGAAGAGUAUAUACAAAUCUUUUCCCCGCUCGACACACAUGGUACCUGUUGGGAACUAUCAUUUUCUUGAACGGCAUCGACUGGGCGAUGUUUGAACUGCUCGCAAUCGGCAAUCAAGAGAUUGAGGCAUUACCGACGGGCUAUCGAAUCUUGGAUGGACUAUUCCAAGCCUUAGCUGUACGUGCUGGAGGAUUCUACGUGGUCACUAUUGCCGACCUUCGCCAGGGCCUGCUUGUUUUAUAUGUUCUCAUGAUGUAUGUGUCGGCAUACCCUGUCCUGGUGACUAUCAGAAACACGAACGUAUACGAAGAACGUUCUCUCGGAGUUUACGCCAACGAUGAGCCGCACGAAGCGUCCGAGUCUCGCACUUAUUCCAGUGCAGUCAUUGAUCUGGUCAGGCACCGACUACUCGGUCGAGAGGGCGCGUAUCCCAAAGAGUCAUCUCGCAGCUAUUUUGUCCACCAGCAGUUGCGGUCCCAGCUCAGCCACGAUAUUUGGUGGAUCGCUCUUGCUGUGCUUUUCAUUGCCAUCGCCGAGUCGUCCAACUUCAAGCGCGAUCCCGUGGGCUACUCGACAUUCAAUAUCCUGUUCGAGACUGUUACCGCUUACGGCUGCGUCGGUGUCAGCGUUGGCUACCCCGGCACUAAUGCCUCCUUUGUUGGCGUGUGCCAUCCCAUCAGCAAGCUGAUCCUUGCGGCUGUCACCAUUCGUGGUCGGCACCGUGGUCUUCCCGUUGCAAUCGACCGUGCAAUCAUGCUGCCCAACGAAAACCUUGCCUGGGCCGAAGAAGAAGACGCUGCUCUGCGGCGUGAACAAUCGCGUACUUGGGGCGUCGAGAAGAUGCCCAUGGGAGCUGUGUAA
Molecule: messenger RNA, 2085 nt
Organism: Aspergillus melleus
Lineage: Eukaryota; Fungi; Ascomycota; Eurotiomycetes; Eurotiales; Aspergillaceae
Product: putative potassium transporter
Exons: 9
Coding region: 1-2085 (694 amino acids)
Biological process (GO): potassium ion import across plasma membrane; intracellular potassium ion homeostasis
Cellular component (GO): plasma membrane
Molecular function (GO): high-affinity potassium ion transmembrane transporter activity
Source: RefSeq, a predicted model, not a curated record